AUGAGUUCCAAGAAAGGUGCACACCUCACCGAAGAAACGACGGUGGAGUUCAAAGCGAUGUUUGACACAUAUGAUUUUGGUGGAACGGGCAAAAUAUCCGUUCUGGAUGUUGCACCUCUAAUGCGUAAACUAGGGCUUAUGCCAUCGAAUAUUGAAAUUGAGGAAAUGGUGAUCGAGGUGGACAAAGAAAAGAAUUCAACAACCGAAGGCAUUUCGUUUGAACAAUUUUGCACGAUGGCCGCCAUGAAAAUCAAUGAGAUUUAUACCGAAGAGGACAUUAUCGAGUCGUUUCGUACAUUUGAUUUGGAGAACAACGGCUUCGUCUCCACGACCGAACUUCGACGGGCACUGUGUACUAUGGGUGAGAAAUUAACCGAAGAGGAGAUGGAAGCCAUGCUGGAACAUGCAAAUGUGGACGCGGAUGGGAAUGUACACUACGAGCAAUUUGUGCAUAACAUCAUGACUGAUAUGUAA
Molecule: messenger RNA, 474 nt
Organism: Echinostoma caproni
Lineage: Eukaryota; Metazoa; Platyhelminthes; Trematoda; Plagiorchiida; Echinostomatidae
Source: the annotation of a GenBank genome assembly